Molecule: messenger RNA, 1671 nt
Organism: Anopheles maculipalpis
Lineage: Eukaryota; Metazoa; Arthropoda; Insecta; Diptera; Culicidae
Gene: PNKP
Exons: 3
Coding region: 1-1671 (556 amino acids)
Biological process (GO): DNA repair
Molecular function (GO): polynucleotide 3'-phosphatase activity; protein binding; ATP-dependent polydeoxyribonucleotide 5'-hydroxyl-kinase activity
Source: RefSeq, a predicted model, not a curated record
AUGCCGGCAAAACUUAAAGAAUGCGUUCUGAAGCCCAUUAGUUCGGACCAUCCACCGAUACGCAUCAACACGGAGCAAACGAUUGUCGGUCGAAGUCCGGAAACGUUAAUACAGGAUGCCAACUGUUCACGCAAGCAAGUGUGUUUAAAGGCCAAUCUAAAGGACGGAUAUGUGUUGGUCAAAACGCUUGGCUUGAAUCCCUCGGUACUGAAUGGCAAAGAGCUGCAACGGAACGUUGGCUAUGAAGCGGUCCAUGGUGAUACCAUCGAGCUGUUACCGGGAAUGUAUAAGUACGUGUUUGAAUUCAUAUACGAACCGAGUAUCAGUCCGGAAGCUGUACCGAUGACGAAAACUAAAUCACAGUCCAUGAAUGAAAAUGGCACAAGCAGUACCGGUAAACGAUCGCGCGAAGAACAGUCACCCGGUGGUAAGAAAUCGAAGCGUUCGAAAGCGGAAGCGAAGGAAUUGUCACCAGCGGUAACACCAGAAUCCAAACCACCGAAACCCAGCGUACAAGACGUGUGGCAAUCAUACGACAAUUCGCUGCUCCACGUCUUCACCAGUGCCGGUGUGGUGGCAUCAGAGAAGGUGGCCGCCUACGACAUGGACGGAACACUGAUAAAGACGAAAUCAGGCAACGUUUUCCCGAAAUCAGUAGACGACUGGCAGAUCGCUUUUCCCGAAGUUCCGGGCAAGCUAAAGUCGCUACAUCGUAACGGUUUCAAGCUGGUCAUAUUCACAAAUCAAGCCGGCAUCGGCAAGGGAAAGGUGCGCAUCGAAGACUUUCGUCGGAAGAUUGAAGCGUUGGUACGGAAGCUGUCCGUCCCGAUGCAGGUAUUCAUAUCGACCGGUGCCGGCAAAUAUCGAAAACCUCGGCCAGGCAUGUGGCAAAUGCUUUGCGACCAUCAAAAUGAUGGUUUGCCCAUCGACCGGGCGCGCAGCUUCUACGUGGGCGAUGCAGCUGGCCGACCCGAACUAAAAAAGCCGAUCAAACGCAAAAAGGACCACUCGUGUGCCGAUCGUCUGCUGGCGAUAAAUGUCGGCAUUACCUUCCUGACGCCGGAGCAACACUUUCAAAACCUACCCGACACCGUCUGGACGAAGCCCGAGUUCGAUCCGAAGGAGGUUUGUGGUUUGUCGACCCAGGGCACACUACUCCAACCGGUCAGUGCAUCGCUAACCAGUGCGGGUCAGGAGGUGAUCGUGAUGGUUGGAUUCCCGGGUUCAGGCAAAAGUCACUUUGUCCGUCAGCAUCUUGCACCGCACGGGUACGAGGUGGUAAAUCGCGAUACGCUCGGCUCGUGGCAAAAGUGUGUGACACAUAUGGAGGUGGCGAUUCGGCAGGGUAAGCGUGUCGUGGUUGAUAAUCUUAACCCGGAUGUGGAAAGCCGUAAGCGGUACCUGUUGGUGGCCAACCGUGCCAACAUUCCUGUGCGCUGCUUUCUGAUGGACGUUAGCUACAAGCAUGCGCGCCAUAAUAACGAAUUUCGGGAGAUGACGGACCGAAGUCAUUCCACCAUCUCGGAGAUGGUUUUCAAUUCAUACAAAUCCAAAUUUCAGCCACCGACCGUCGCGGAAGGAUUUACAGAAAUUGUAAAGGUGCAAUUUGUGCCGAAUUUCGCCAACAAGGAUCACGAACAACUUUACCGGAUGUUUUUGUUGGAGAAAUAG